GUAUUGAUAAAUUUAAAACAACGCAAAUAAAUUAAAAAAAAAAUUCUUUAUUUUGAUAGAUUCACUAAUAUUAUAACAGUUGGAAUUAAAUUUGGAUAUUUAGUUUCUAUAAUUCCGUAAAAAAACUGACUAUUUAUGACAUAACGUACAAUGUUUUUCAAAAUAAAACAGAAGAUAUCUAAAAGUACGGUUAUGUAGCUCAGCACCUGAAUAGACAUGGAAUAACCGAAUAACCUUAAACGUCGACUUUUUAUUAGUUGACGUAAGCACAAUCUCAAAUCUUAUCAAUUGCACAAAUUCAAAUUACUGAUAACAAUGCUCAAUUUAUUAUCAAAGUCGAGUUAUAUAUUCGUGCUUUUCUACUAUGCCGUCAUUCCGCUCGGUUAUUUAACGAAGUGGUGGGUUACGGUUGAAAAAAUGAAGGGUAACAGCACAAUUUUGGUGACUGGGGGUGCCGGCUACGUAGGAUCUCACACAGUAGUGGAAUUAUUAAAAAAUAAUUAUACCGUUAUAGCAUUAGAUAAUUUAGUUAACUGCUAUGCUGUUGGAUCUGAAAAACCGGAAGCUUUGAAACGGGUUGAAAAAAUAACAGGGGAAACUGUUACAUUUUACAAUGUAGAUAUCAGAGACAGAGAAGCUUUGGAUAAAAUUUUUAAGGCUCAUAGAAUUGACGCGGUGAUACAUUUUGCUGCUUUAAAGGCAGUCGGCGAAUCAGUUUCCAUCCCUUUGAAAUAUUAUCAAAACAAUAUCGCAGGGUCUGCUACCCUUUUUGAGGUUAUGGCAUGUAAUGGUGUAAAAAAAGUUGUUUUUUCAUCAUCUGCUACUGUAUAUGGUAAUCCCCAAUUCUUGCCUAUCACCGAAAACCAUCCUACUGGACAGGGGUGCACCAAUCCAUAUGGAAAAUCUAAAUAUUUUGUCGAGGAAAUUUUAAAAGAUGUCUGUACAUCCGAUCCGGAAUGGAAAGUGAUUCUAUUGAGAUAUUUCAAUCCGGUUGGUGCUCACGAAUCCGGACUUAUUGGUGAAGACCCUUCCGGAAUCCCAAACAACCUUAUGCCGUAUAUUUCUCAGGUAGCAGUAGGUCGUCGAGACAAACUCCAAGUAUUCGGAAACGAUUAUCCUACGCCGGAUGGAACCGGCGUCCGAGAUUAUAUCCACAUAACCGACCUCGCCAUCGGCCAUUUAAAGGCCUUAGAAAGAAUAUUUUCGUCGUGUUUCAAUUCGUGGAAAGCUUACAAUCUCGGUACCGGUCGGGGAUAUUCGGUACUCGAAAUGGUAAAAGCCUUUUCGGAAGCUUCCGGUAAACAGAUUAAUUACGAAAUAGUCAAAAGACGUGAAGGGGAUGUGGCUUCGUGUUACGCCGACGCUACGUUGGCCAAAAUCGAAUUGAAUUGGCAAGCUACUAGGGACGUUAAAGCCAUGUGUAAGGAUACGUGGAAUUGGCAAAAAAAGAAUCCCAAAGGUUUCCAAACUACUUAUUGAAACACUUCCUCAUCAUGCAUAUUAAGUAUUAUCUUCUUAGUGACGUUAUUUAAGGGUCGUCCGAUCAAGAUUUAUCGCUUUUUGAACAAAACUCUGAAGAUUUAUGAGUAUUUUGUCAUUUUAUUGGAUUACCGUUGCUCAGACAAGACUUAUUUGGCUUGUUUUGUAUCAAACUAUCACUUCUAUCACUGAUUAAGUCUUAUCUAGUUCGGACUCUUCAUAGUUCUGUCAAAUUUAACACCUUGAUUGUUUUUCAACCCUAAUUCGACUUACAACUGCAAUAAAUUUGUAGUACAGUUGUUUCUUAUAAUUAUAACGAAAGUUCUUUACAAUAUUUUCCUUGCCGAUAUAUUUAAAGUCUAAACAAAUACAUGUCUUUAUUAACAUUUAUAUAAAUAACACUAUUUCCAGUUAUUUAUCGCAGUUAUAUUUUCUUUGGGUAAUAUUUCGUAUCAAAUUCCUUGAGGAACAUAGAAACCAACAACAAACACUGCAAAACCCAUUUUUUAAAAAAGAUUUGAUGUAUCCGAAUAUAUUGUUUCUCUAUAAUGCAGUAACUGCUUGUCAUAUGUCAUUUUAGGUCUCCAGGUAUAUAAAUUAAAGCCUAUUGAGUUUCCGGUGGCUGUUUUGUUUCAUUAGGAACCUCGAGAUGCAACUGAAUGCUCUGGAGCAAGUAUAAAUGUCAUUUUAGGUUUCUAAGCAUCUAAUCAGAAGUUCCCAAACGUUUUAUCUUCUUCCUCGUGGACCCCUGGGGGUGCACCUGGUCCAUUUUUGGAAUCACUGAUCUAAAUUGAAGCCUUGAGAGCUUUUGGUGGCCGUUUUGUUUCAAUCGAAAUAUCUGGAUGUACCUGUAUGAACUGCAAUAAGUAUUUAUGUCAUUUUAGGUCUCCAGGUAUAUAAAUUAAAGCCUUGAGAGUUUACGGUGGCUGUUUUGUUUCAUUAGGAACCUCGAGAUGCAACUGAAUGCUCUGGAGCAAGUAUAAAUGUCAUUUUAGGUUUCUAAGCAUCUAAUCAGAAGUUCCCAAACGUUUUAUCUUCUUCCUCGUGGACCCCUGGGGGUGCACCUGGUCCAUUUUUGGAAUCACUGAUCUAAAUUGAAGCCUUGAGAGCUUUUGGUGGCCGUUUUGUUUCAAUCGAAAUAUCUGGAUGUACCUGUAUGAACUGCAAUAAGUAUUUAUGUCAUUUUAGGUCUCCAGGUAUAUAAAUUAAAGCCUUGAGAGUUUACGGUGGCUGUUUUGUUUCAUUAGGAACCUCGAGAUGCAACUGAAUGCUCUGGAACAGGUAAAAAUGUCAUUUUAGGUCCCCAAAGGUUCCCAAACGUUUUUUCUUCUUCGUGGACCCCUGGGAGUGCACCUGGUCCAUUUUGGGAAUCACUGUUCUAAAUUGAAGCCUUGAGAGCUUGUGGUGGUGAAAGAAAUGAGUGAUAUCGAACAAAUUAGAAUGAAUUUGUAUUCCUACUUUAUGUAUCGAUUGAUUUCUCUUUGUGUCUUAAAACUAUGUAACUGAUCACUGUUAGUUUUGCAUAUUUCUUCGUCUAUUAUUAUUUUUUUAAUCACUUUUGCAAUAGAAAUUACUAUAUGAGACUUUAGAAUAUGUUAUCGUUCAAGUUUUAUAAAUUUUUUAUUUUUUCAUACUGCAUUAGAGAUGAAAUUUGAUCAUGGGUCUUUUAAACAUUUCCGAAGGUUCUUUCGAGUGAUGUCCAUUCAUAAGCAGUGGUUUUUGCGGGCUAUAAUUACCACUGUUGCAGUCAUUGAACCAGUGCUUUGAAAGUAUUUGAUUAUUUAUAUUAUUUAUUCUUGUAUGUAUAUAAUUAUUAUGCUUUUAACUUAUUAUUACUCGGAGGUUUUUCCUAUUUUGUAUACCUACUUCAGAGCGAUUGAAUAAUUAUUUUGAAUCAUUUUGAAGCAUGGAGAAAACUUCGACUAAGGAUCAAUACAAGUGUUGAACACUGUAAAUAAAAUGUCUAGUGAAAUAUAGAUAUUUUUGUAUGAAAAA
Molecule: messenger RNA, 3474 nt
Organism: Diorhabda sublineata
Lineage: Eukaryota; Metazoa; Arthropoda; Insecta; Coleoptera; Chrysomelidae
Product: UDP-glucose 4-epimerase
Exons: 6
Coding region: 316-1479 (387 amino acids)
Biological process (GO): beta-D-galactose catabolic process via UDP-galactose, Leloir pathway
Cellular component (GO): cytosol
Molecular function (GO): UDP-glucose 4-epimerase activity
Source: RefSeq, a predicted model, not a curated record